Helicoverpa zea (corn earworm) is the source of this 1840-nucleotide messenger RNA. RefSeq names its product oocyte zinc finger protein XlCOF6-like. The transcript is spliced from 2 exons. Gene Ontology annotation, biological process: regulation of transcription by RNA polymerase II. NCBI's taxonomy places the organism in Eukaryota, Metazoa, Arthropoda, Insecta, Lepidoptera, Noctuidae. The record is from RefSeq and is a predicted model, not a curated record. Gene Ontology annotation, molecular function: DNA-binding transcription factor activity, RNA polymerase II-specific; RNA polymerase II transcription regulatory region sequence-specific DNA binding; zinc ion binding. Bases 1 to 1557 code for a protein of 518 amino acids. Gene Ontology annotation, cellular component: nucleus.
AUGAUAUUGGUUGGUAGCCGCCAUUUUGUUUCAUGGCGACGCAACUCAACUGAUCUACGUGGGAACUGUUGGAGGUUCUUGAACGAAAAAUUUUUAAGCGCGCGGUCUACUUUGAAUUUUAAUAAGUUUGUUAUUAUCAAACGGCUUGUUGUUGCCACUGUGACUUUCUUUGUGAAGAUGCUACAAGAAUCUGAAUUAAAUAUUCUUGUAUCUAACGUGUUGGCCGAAAAUCGGUUCAGCCAUUGUCGAUUAUGUUUGACGGAAAUUCAAGAACACUAUGUACGUUUCCACGAUUCUGUAUCGGUGGACGCCACAAGUUUUGUAACGCUUUCCGAAGUUCUUACUAAAGUUUUGGGCGCAGAAAUCUGCGAUGAGAUUGCUGGCAUUGAUGCAGUCUGUAUGUCAUGUGUUGAUAAAGCACUUGAAUCCAUGAAAUUCCUGCUACUAUGUGAAAAAUCUAAUAAUUUACUGGACAAUGUCUUCAAUAACCUUACAAACACACUUAGUGUUCAUAUUGAUGCCACCAAACCUGACCAUACUCUCUACAUAGAAGUUGGUGAACACGAAUCCCAACUAAUUUUAGUUAACAAUGAAGCUAAGAAGAAGAAAGCUGUACCUAAAGAUAUACUUAGCUGUUCUACAUGCAAUGAGCAGUAUAAAGAUAUUUUGGAGUUGACUCUCCAUAACAAAACAACUCAUGGCACAUACACUUGUGAGAAGUGCCAUGAAACAGUAGAUAGUGAAAGCGAACUUAUUGCCCAUGAAGAUAGUCAACAGACCCACAUGUGUGCAGAAUGCAACACCUUCCGAUGCACCGAGGAAAGCUUAAAACAACACCAGGAUAAAUACCACGGUCUGUUUGUGUGCAAAGACUGUGGCAAGUCUUUCAAAAAUUUAGAUAAACUACAAAUCCAUGAACAAAAACAUAAAUCCAAAAGUGAAUGUCCUAAGUGUGGUAAAAGCUAUAACACAAAAGGAUUCUUUUUGAAACAUGUGAAGUUGUGUCUGGAAGACCUUUUAGACCCACACCCAAUAAGGAGCAAUAUUAAAAAGACCCACUUUUGUGACAAAUGCGGUAAGGGCUACAGUACCCCUGGGGGGUUACGGGUACAUAAUAGAUUUGUGCAUGGUAAUGCAAAGCCACAUGUCUGUAAAUAUUGUAACAAACAGUUCACGGCACCAAGCUAUCUGAAAGUUCACAUGGUGAAGCAUACUGGAGAAAAGAAUUUCAAGUGUGAUCUGUGUAGCAGACAGUUUGUCUCCAAGGAGGCAUUAUUGUACCACACUAGAAGACACAUAGGAGACAAGCCAUACAGCUGCACAUUGUGUGAUGAAAAGUUUGUCAACGCUUCAGCUAGGGCUGAACAUAUCAAAUUUAAGCAUGUUGGUCCAACCCUCAUGUGUGAGAUCUGUUCUCGUAAAUUCUUUACCCCCAACUUCUUGAGGCAGCAUAUAAAGAAGCAUCAUGAUCCUUCCAAUAAGCUGUAUGCUGGAAGGAGUCUGAUACCACCCAAUGUUCCAGCUGUAGAGAAUAUGAGAGUUAGAUUCAUUGAUUAAAAAUGCAUCAGUUACAAAAUCUGUAUGUUUGGUCUUCUCAGAAAUUAUACCAUUGUUUUACUCUAUUAGUAUUAACAAAUAAAGAUUAUAGGAAUAUGAGGUACUUUGAUAAUAUCACCGUGAUUCUCUCACUAGAAGGGUUUGUACCCAAAGGCUGAGUUGUAAAUAAAAUGAGUACCUAUUAUUUAUGUAUCUUUGCUAUAUUUUAUGCUAUGCUAUAUUUUUGUAUUGUUUGAAGUUGAAAAAUCAAUUGUUUAUAGUUUUAUUGUCUGUGUACAAAUAA